This is a messenger RNA of Thyridium curvatum, 1044 nucleotides long. RefSeq lists its product as uncharacterized. The coding region runs from base 1 to 1044 and encodes 347 amino acids. Gene Ontology annotation, molecular function: oxidoreductase activity, acting on the CH-OH group of donors, NAD or NADP as acceptor. Gene Ontology annotation, cellular component: cytoplasm. NCBI's taxonomy places the organism in Eukaryota, Fungi, Ascomycota, Sordariomycetes, Thyridiales, Thyridiaceae. The transcript is spliced from 6 exons. The record is from RefSeq and is a predicted model, not a curated record.
AUGAGUGCUCCAGAGGUCAAGUACGCAUAUCCCGCAGAGAAGAAGGUUGCACAGAUGCAAAGAGUUGCGUUGGCGCCUUUCAGUGCCCUUGGCCUUGUCCCAGAGUUUGGAUCAGUCACAACCUUCGCUCAAUCGAUGGGCGUCCAUCGGGCUAAUGACAUUUUGAUGUUUGGGGAGAAGAUCACUGUCCAGGAACUCAAACACCAUGGUCUUGUCAAUCGCAUCUUCCCACAAGCGAGCUUUCAUCAAAGUGUGCUGGACUUUUUGGAGCAAGAGCUUGCUAAGAACGAUGGACAGAGCAUGAUGGAAGCUAAAAGAUUACAGAAUUUGCCACUUCGCAGAGGCAGGAUAUUGGCUGUGUAUGAUGCCGCUGAGGCACUAUCUGAGCGCAUUGUUGAGGAUGCUCAAAAGAAGCGGUUCGAAGAGAAACAUGCAAGGCUCCAAAGUACGAUGGAAGGUAGUCGAACAGCUAUCCUGACGGGGGCCGCAUCAGGCAUCGGCGAAGCCAUCGCUCGGGAUCUCAUCAGAACAGGAUGGAACGUAGCCUGCCUCGAUUGGCAGAAGGAUGUUGGCGAGGCCUUGGUCGCCGAGUUGGGGCCACAAGCACACUUCGUUCACUGUGACGUGGCAGAUUACGACCAGCAAGCCCAGGCAUUCAAAACUGUGUGGCAGAAAUACGGCAGGAUGGAUGCUGUGUUGGCAAAUGCAGGCAUAUUUGACAGAAGCUCUCUGUACCUUUUCGAAAGCAGGGGCAUGGAUGAGAUUCCUCCACGACCGGAUACAAAGUGUACCGAUGUCGACUUCAAGGCUGUCCUUUAUAGCAUCCAGCUGGCAGUCCACUUUAUGAGAAAGAAUGCUGUUCCCGGAGGCCACCUUAUCGCAACCUCAAGCCUAGCAGGGCGACAUGCACAUCCCUGCUUCCCGGAAUACAGCGGUGCAAAAGCAGCGAAGGAAAACAUAUCCGUCAACGUCGUUCUUCCAGGAAUCGUAGCUACAAAGCUGACUGGAGCUUCAACUCUUGCUUCCGUCAAUCCGCAAAGGUAG